Molecule: messenger RNA, 1191 nt
Organism: Naegleria fowleri
Lineage: Eukaryota; Heterolobosea; Eutetramitea; Acrasida; Naegleriidae
Exons: 1
Coding region: 1-1191 (396 amino acids)
Biological process (GO): mRNA cis splicing, via spliceosome
Cellular component (GO): nuclear cap binding complex
Molecular function (GO): RNA cap binding
Source: RefSeq, a predicted model, not a curated record
AUGGCUCAUCUCAUCGAAGCUGCUCAUCGGCCACCCAAACAUUUAUUCUUUUACGGCAGCAAACGAGAAUAUGAUUACUUGCUCAAACACUACGUAAAUGAAGGCGGAAACGAAGAGGAUUUUGAGAAGGCUCUUUCUCAGUCCUCCACAAUUUAUGUUGAAAAUUUAAGUUUUUAUACAAAGGAAGAACAAAUAUAUGAAUUGUUCGAAAAGUGUGGAGAAGUUAAAAGGGUGAUCAUGGGACUCAACAGAAAUACUCAUACGCCGUGUGGAUUUUGUUUUGUUGAAUUCUAUCACAGAUCCGAUGCCGAGGAUUGCGUCAAGUAUUGUCGUGGGUGUAAACUAAAUAAUCGUGCAUUGAAGAUUGCGAUCGAUACAGGCUUUUUCGAAGGUCGACAGUACGGAAGAGGAAAGGAUGGUGGAAUGAAACGAGACGAUUACCAAAAGAUGCUCAAGAAACGAGGAGGUGCUAGAGGAAGAGGUUCGCGUGGUGGAGGAUCAUAUCAUGACUCUUCUUAUCCUUCAUCCGAUAAUUAUUCUCACAGCAGAGGAUCAUCAUCUUAUUACAGCGAUCGUGGUGAUCGUGGCAACUAUGGAUAUUCUCGAGAUGGAGUACCACCUUCAACAGAUUACCACGCAAGACACCCUCCAUCCAAUGUUGACGGGUAUGAUGCUUCUUCUCCAGUAACAGCAACCUCUUCAUAUUCAGAUUCUCCUUCAAGCCAUCCACCAUCUUCAGCUGGCAGAUAUGGACCACCUCCUAGGUCAACCUCUCCCACUUAUGGACCAAGAACCAGCACACCUCCUCAACGUGGCAGUAGUGGAAGAUCUUAUUCAUAUUCCAACAAUAAUAGAUAUCAGCCAUACCCAUCUCCAGUACGUCACGACUCUCCUCCACCUCAGCCACAUUCAAUUCCACCACCUUACUAUGGAAGAAUUCCUCCUCCUUAUUAUGGACAUCCACCUACUUAUGGUGGUCCUCCACCUAGUGUUCCAAUCGAAAUUCCACCUCCUAGAGCACAAUCAACUUACGGAAGAAGUGGACCAUAUAUCAAUAACCGACCUCAAUAUGGAAAUUAUGGAAGAACAACAGAUAAGCCUUCUGAUAAAUCAACCUCACGUGAUCAUUUUGAAAAUCGUCCUAGAGAAAGUCGAGAUUAUGGCCCUCAAUACGGAAGAAACACCCGCUAG